GCCGCCUGGCUGCUUUAUCUUGCUUCACGCAUUUCGGUCACACUCGGAUUGUAGUAAACACUAUUUGCUUCGUUUUCCAGUAUUAUUGUAGCCUUCAUUAAACGUUCCCAAUAUUGGGAUAUUUGUGAAUGAGACGGACAGUGUGUGGUGAGAUUCAUGUUGGCGAUCAGCUUGUCCGUUGUGUGUCCAAAAUAACUUACUUCUGUGACUGUUUCGGCGGACUAGCGGUUUUGAAAGCUUGUGAAGAACACUCCUUGGAAAAUUGUGCGUUUAACCUAGCAACUAUGCAAUGAAAUGUCUUCAAUCCCAAAGUAAUUAUUUCGAUCUGGUGAAGACAUUGCCAUUGGCUACAAUACAACACCUCAGUCUAGCACCAUCUAGCACCCACCAUGACCACAGUGGAGGACGCAGAUGCCACUGAUGUUAUUGGUGAUGACACACUUGAUGGUGAAGAUGUCGUGGACCUGACGUAUGAAACGACAGAAACAUCCGUCAUCGACUUGACAAAUAAUGAUUCUGUUGUGUUGGUAGAUGAAGGUCCCCAAAGUCAAAGUGAUCCAGAUGAUCCUGGGCAUUCCAGAGCCAGGAUCUUUACACCUCCAUCCAGGAAUACCAGCACCAGGUCUAUGCCAGGGGUGGUGAACUGCCCCAUCUGCUUCGAUCUUUAUUCAGAGAUCGUGCAGAGUGGGAGAGUGAUGGUAUCCACCAUCUGCGGCCACACCUUCUGUAGCCAGUGCCUACGCGACUCCCUCACACACGCACGCACAUGUCCCACAUGCAGGAAGAAGCUCUCACACAAACAGUACCACCCUAUCUAUUUCUGAUAUGGAGAGCAAUGCUGACACUACCACCCCAUCUGCCUUUGAUGGACAGCAAUGCUGAGGGUUCUUUCUGUUAUCCCAACUCGCGUCCUCGGCCAGUGCUUAUGGCCGCACACGUCACUGACGUCCUGCCUUUGUGGAGAAAAUGGUAAACUGUCAGCCUAGCCACAAAAACUUUUUGAGGACUUUUCCCCAUUCAACAUCCUGAUUGAAAAUGAGAAAAUUGCAUUUGUAUUGCACUUUUGCAAGAUAUUGAAUUAAACGUCUGUUGUCAUCUUGCAACAUCAUCACAUGGCUACAAGCCCAAGUGAGGAUAGGCGUUAGGAUAUGGAAAGAACCCUGAAACUGUGUACAUAUUGUUUGUAUUUCCCUGCGGUGGUAUUCCAAGAACCUGGCUCAGUAUUAAACUGGGUUAAGUUAACAUUGAGGUAGUUGUAAAUCAUCUAAGAGAAGAGUCUGGAGUCCUCAUUUUAACUGAACGACAUCCGUAGCCUAUUUAUUACCAGGCUUACCACUUUCUGGAGGUUACCAUAGCCAGGUUUAUCAUUUAUCUAUUAUUUUUGGAGUACCAUCUGUUGUUACAUACACAUUCACUGUUUAUUUUUUUUCAACUGAAGUUAUUUUAGAGGAUUUUAAAGAGUAUGACCUCAUUUUGGAAUUCAUUCUUUGGUUGUAUGUGGUGCUCUGACUUUGCACUUUACUGUAAAUGGAUUGAGAAUGUUUCAAACAUAUAUUGGUUAAUAAUAAUAAAUUGGUUUACUUGUUGA
Engraulis encrasicolus (European anchovy) is the source of this 1588-nucleotide messenger RNA. RefSeq names its product ring finger protein 4 (gene rnf4). Bases 390 to 824 code for a protein of 144 amino acids. Gene Ontology annotation, molecular function: transcription factor binding; zinc ion binding. The record is from RefSeq and is a predicted model, not a curated record. NCBI's taxonomy places the organism in Eukaryota, Metazoa, Chordata, Actinopteri, Clupeiformes, Engraulidae. Gene Ontology annotation, biological process: positive regulation of transcription by RNA polymerase II. The transcript is spliced from 7 exons.